Messenger RNA from Acanthopagrus latus (yellowfin seabream), 1754 nucleotides. RefSeq names its product elastin-like. Lineage: Eukaryota; Metazoa; Chordata; Actinopteri; Spariformes; Sparidae. The record is from RefSeq and is a predicted model, not a curated record. The transcript has 4 exons. The coding region runs from base 215 to 1582 and encodes 455 amino acids.
ACUCUGAAUACUUCCUCCCCACUGCUGCCUCGUGUCUUCCUAUAAAGGCAGAGCCAGUUCACUGCAGUCGGUGGCUGCACCAGUAGAAACUUCCUGGGCAUAAUUACCAUAAGGGUUUGGUUCUGAUCUGAAAUUCUAUUAAUGUUUGGCUAUAACAUCCAAGGGGGAAACCCAGGAGGAAUCCCUGGGAUGUUCGGGCAGGAAUGUCAGCAACAUGGGAAUCCAGUAUGUCCUUGCCUGUAAACCUCAGCCAAUGCCAGGAGGAACCCCAGGAGGAUACCCAGGUGGACACCUGGGAGUAACCCCAGGAGUAAACCCUGGAGGAAUCCCUGGAGGAACACUGGGAGGAACAGUUGGAAUGCCGGCAGGAAACCCAGGAGUAAACCCAGGUGGAUACCCAGGAGUAAACCCAGGUGGACACCCAGGAGUAAACCCAGGUGGACUGCCAGGUGGAGUAAACCCAGGAGUAAACCCAGGUGGAUACCCAGGAGUAAACCCAGGUGGGCCGCCAGGAGUAAACCCAGGUGGGCCGCCAGGAGUAAACCCAGGAGUAAACCCAGGAGUAAACCCAGGUGGGCCGCCAGGAGUAAACCCAGGAGUAAACCCAGGAGUAAACCCAGGUGGGCCGCCAGGAGUAAACCCAGGAGUAAACCCAGGAGUAAACCCAGGUGGACCACCAGGAGUAAACCCAGGAGUAAACCCAGGAGUAAACCCAGGUGGACCACCAGGAGUAAACCCAGGAGUAAUCCCAGGAGUAAACCCAGGUGGACACCCAGGAGUAAACCCAGGUGGACUGCCAGGUGGAGUAAACCCAGGAGUAAACCCAGGUGGAUACCCAGGAGUAAACCCAGGUGGGCCGCCAGGAGUAAACCCAGGUGGGCCGCCAGGAGUAAACCCAGGAGUAAACCCAGGAGUAAACCCAGGUGGGCCGCCAGGAGUAAACCCAGGAGUAAACCCAGGAGUAAACCCAGGUGGACCACCAGGAGUAAACCCAGGAGUAAACCCAGGAGUAAACCCAGGUGGACCACCAGGAGUAAACCCAGGAGUAAACCCAGGAGUAAACCCAGGUGGACCACCAGGAGUAAACCCAGGAGUAAACCCAGGAGUAAUCCCAGGAGUAAACCCAGGUGGACCACCAGGAGUAAACCCAGGAGUAAACCCAGGAGUAAUCCCAGGAGUAAACCCAGGUGGACCACCAGGAGUAAACCCAGUUGGAAUGCCGGCAGGAAACCCGGGAGGAAUCCCAGGAGGAAACCCGGGAGGAAACCCCGGUUUCUACCCAGGGGGAGUCCCGGUUGGAACCCAGGGAGGAGUCCCGGGAGGAACCCCCGGUUUCUACCCAGGGGGAGUCCCGGUUGGAACCCAGGGAGGAGUCCCGGGAGGAACCCCCGGUUUCUACCCAGGGGGAGUCCCGGUUGGAACCCAGGGAGGAGUCCCGGGAGGAAUCCCAGGAGGAAACCCAGGAGGAAAUGCGGGAGGAAACCUGGGAGGAAACCCCUGGCCUGCCCAACCCACCCCUCCUGCAGCCAGGAUUUGUGGAGUGGUGAAUGGACCUGAUUGGGUUUGGCUGUCGCCUUGUUAAGACCCUGAACAGCAAUGCCCCUGCAGCAGCACCUCCGAUGAGAUGGAGACGUCUGAACGGGAGGAGCAACAAGACAGAUGCCCAGCUCAAAAUCUUCAUCCUGCUUCCUUUAUUGAUAAUCAGUUAAUUUGACCACCUCUAUUUUGAAGCAUGUGUUUUGUGUGACACUCUG